Cutaneotrichosporon cavernicola is the source of this 420-nucleotide messenger RNA. RefSeq lists its product as uncharacterized. The transcript has 3 exons. Lineage: Eukaryota; Fungi; Basidiomycota; Tremellomycetes; Trichosporonales; Trichosporonaceae. The record is from RefSeq and is a predicted model, not a curated record. The coding region runs from base 1 to 420 and encodes 139 amino acids.
AUGGCUCAGACAAUCACAACCACCUUCUCGUCCAAGGCAUGGGACAUGAGGCCCCAGAACCUCGGCAUCGCUUUCGAGCACGACCACGCCAUCACCGAGAUCCACUUCAAGGGUGACAUGGAGGGCGUCGGCACGGGCUCUUACGUCGUCACUUACCUCCACGGCCACAGCAGCAAGAAGGAACACUUCUCAUACUCUGGACAGAUCCUCUUUGAGGGCACGAUCUGCGGUAAGAAGGGCAACAUCAUCAUCAACGAGGGUGGCUGGUCACGGGGAGACAGGUUCCACGCUAGCUGGAUCUUCGACACGGCUUCAGGUUCCGGCGAGCUCCAGGGCCUCGCGGGCGAGGGCGAGUACGACUCGGCGCCUGGCCCCACCAAGACCGACCAGGUGGUCAAGCUUGACGUCUCGUUCCCCUAA